This is a messenger RNA of Capsella rubella, 2779 nucleotides long. RefSeq lists its product as uncharacterized. Gene Ontology annotation, cellular component: chloroplast outer membrane. The record is from RefSeq and is a predicted model, not a curated record. Gene Ontology annotation, biological process: chloroplast organization. The transcript is spliced from 9 exons. The coding region runs from base 63 to 2558 and encodes 831 amino acids. Lineage: Eukaryota; Viridiplantae; Streptophyta; Magnoliopsida; Brassicales; Brassicaceae.
AUGUAAUUUAUUACAAAGUCUUUAUCUCAACCAAACAAUCUCUUCUCUCGUUUUCUCCGCUCAUGAGUGUGAAAACCUGUAAAGCUGAGCCUGUUAAAGGGCAGACAUCACUAUUUAGGAGUUGCAGCAGCAAGACCAAACAUGACGUUACACCUCCUUGUUUGGUCUCUUCGUCAUCACCAUCGACCAAGUCGUCUAGCUCUCCGUUCGUGAGCCAGAAAACUUCAAGACUUGUUGCUUCCUCGGCUGAAGAUAUCAAGAAUCAUGCUCUUAGAGAAGCAACAAAGGUCUCGAGUUCGAGCUGCGGAUCAAGGAAAUGGACAGGAAAUUUCAUUCUCACUGUCGAGCUCCGGAAGAAGAUAAUCAGUUUUAGAAGCAUCAUUGAUCUCCCUCCUCUUACCUCUUGCCUCUCUAUCACCAAUAUGGUGACGCGUACGAUGAAUGAUAUCCAUAAGCUUUGUCCUGAGAUCGUUCAGAAGUCGCAAAUCCACGAUAUGAGACGUGCAGAAGUCGAUAAGUUGCUUGAAAACUUUUACAACGCAUUGAAGUCAAUUGGAAAUUCAUGGAUCGAUGACCAUGAAUGGAUCAUCAAAUCCAAGUAUAGGAACACUAGUAACAGGAAGAAUCUGUCGGAUCAACUUGUGGAAAAGGUGUUAGGUGCAUUAGAUGGACUCAUUAAGGGGAUGAACGAGAGGCUAGAGAUCAGCGAUGAUGAAAUGAAGAAAAAGGCUAGUCCACGGAGUAAACCAUCGAGUGGUCGACCAGAAUCAUUGGCAAAGCAACCGAUCACAACAAGAACGGUAUUGAGACCAUCUAGUAAAGUUAAAGACUUUGCAAUCUCUGUCUCAAAUCUUCCCAGAAAUGUGAGAAUGCAAGGGCUUGUAAAGCUGACCCCUAUCGAUGUAAAGCGACUCGCCAUCCAAAAUAUUUGCCAGAAAGAAGCUCAGAGCAAGAAUGCUGAUGCUGAUGUGACUGUUAAAGGGAAGAAGAGUGAAACAGAGAAGGCAGAGAAGAUGGAGAAAGAAAACGAAACUGUUCUUGAUGAAAAAGAUAGUGUGAAGAAUCAGACUGAUGAUGAUGAAAAUUGUUUAAAUGUUACAAUAAAAUAUAAAACUGUUCCGAAAUCUUUGGCUCCGCCUCCUUCUCCACCUACAGGUAAUGCAGCAAUCCUGGUGCAACCACCACUUCCAAUGGCUUCUGAAAAAGGACUGGAUGCUGCUCAGCUUCCUCCAGCUCCCGGGAUCGCAGCACCACUACUGCCACCACCGGAACUUCCAAUUGCUACGGGGAAAGGAGUGACUGCUCCGUCUCUUUCACCUCUACUGUCAUCACGGCCACUUCCAAUGGCUGCAGGUAAAGGAUUGGCUGCUCCGUCUCUUCCCCCUCCAGGAGCUGCUCCACCACCACCACUUCCAAUGGCUGCAGGAAAAGGACCUGCUGCUCCACCACCACCACUUCCAAUGGCUGCCGGAAAAGAACCUGCUGCUCCACCACCACCACUUCCAAUGGCUGCAGGAAAAGGACCUGCUGCUCCACCACCACCAUUUCCAAUGGCUGCCGGAAAACGACCUGCUGCUCCACCACCACCACUUCCAAUGGCUGCCGGAAAAGGACCUGCUGCUCCACCACCACCUCCACCAGGCGCAAGAGGAAGUUUGGGUGCCAAGAAAGCAACUAGUAAACUGAAGAGAUCAACCCAUUUAGGGUCCCUCUUUAGAUUCCUCAAGGCAAAAUUAGAAGGGAAGAAUCCAGAAGUAAAAUCUCGUGGCGCUGCAGGAGAAAAUAAAGGCGGGAUUGGAAGCGCUCCAGCCAGUGGAAAGCAAGGAAUGGCUGAUGCUCUUGCCGAGAUAACAAAAAGGUCUCCUUAUUUUAAGAAGAUAGAAGAGGAUGUUCGAAUGUAUAUGAAUUCAAUCAAUGAGCUUAAGACAGAGAUUGUCAAGUUCCGGAAUAAGGACAUUACUGAGCUUCAGAAAUUUCACCAACGUGUUGAAUCGGUUCUUGAGAAACUAGAAGAUGAAUCACAGGUUCUAGCAAGAUGUGAAGGAUUUCCACAUAGUAAACUCGAAGCGAUAAGAAUGGCUGCUGCAUUGUACUCGAAGCUGCAGGGUAUAAUCAAAGAACUAAAGAACUGGAAGAUGGAGUCUCCUGCGGACCAACUUUUCGACAAGACUGAACGUUACUUUGCAAAGAUCAGAAAAGAGAUUGAAACUCUAGACCAGAUCAAAGCAGAAGAGGAAAAGAAGUUCAAGACCAAUAACAUCCAUUUUGACUUCAAUAUUCUUGUUCAGAUUAAGGAAUUGAUGGUUGAUAUCUCCUCUGGCUGCAUGGAACUGGCAUUGAAGGAGAAGAGAGAAGCUAAGAUUGCAGCGCAAACGACUGCCGAAACACGCGAGGAGAAGGGGAAUACAAAGAACAAGACUGCAAAAUGGGCUAAAACACUGUGGAGGGCAUUUCAGUUUGCCUUCAGAGUCUACACAUUUGCUGGUGGGCACGACGAUCGUGCUGAUAAGCUUACAAGAGAGUUGGGUGAGGAGAUUGAACUGAUUCUUGGAAACUAAAUGACUCGUGACUUCACCACUCAUCCUCUUACAAUGUCUCGCCUGAAAAUGUCACAUAAUUUUACAUAAGUGUUGAGCUCUUUUAGAAGGCAUUCAAAGAGAAUAAGUGUUUUGGAUAACAUGUUGUAACAUAAUUACCAGAAAGCUGUUGUAAUCUGAUCAUUCUUGUCACUGUGGCUGCUGCUUUUGAUGAGCCAAUAAAGGUUACCAAAACAUCCGAA